UUUCAUUGAUCCAUUCCCACACACCAACAAACACAGUUCAUAACAGCAUUUCCAGCAGCUUGUUAUGUUCUUUUGAGUUUUAACUCUCUCCUUUCACACUCAUUCACUUCACUUCAAUGCCAACAACAACAAAAAUUUCUCUGCCAUCUCUCUUCCAUGUCCACUUCUUCAUCUCAUAAACCAUUAUUUCCAUUGCCCCCUUCUCAGGUAACUUCCCAUUCCCACACCACAAGAAAAAGUUCCCAUUACACAUGCUUCCUUUUGUCCUAUACUCACAUGGGAACACUAUUACCCCAUAAAAAAUGAACUCUUUUCAGUCUCUUUCAUGAUACCCAGAUCUUAAUUCUCCAUUUUAUGCCACCCCAUUAUCUCAAAAUCUUAACUUGCUUCUGGGUCACAAAAAAGAUAAGAUUUUUGUUUUUAUUUAUUUCCCUUUCAGAUAAAUGAAAACUACCCUUAUGGUGAUACUAGUACUAGUACUAGCUUCAGCUACAUUUCUUGUAAUUGUUGCACUUUAUGUGUUCUUAUACUUGAAAAGAUUAUCAUCAAGAGAUGGAAGUGAGAGGAAGGAUAUAGAGAGCUCAGAACAGCAGAAACAGGAAGAAGAAGAAGAGGAGGUGGCUAUGAAGGAGGACUUGAUCAUCUUCCAUGGUGGUGAGGAUUUGACAAUUUGUGAUAUUUUGGAUGCUCCUGGUGAGGUUAUUGGGAAGUCCAAUUAUGGAACUUUGUAUAAGGCUUUGCUUCAGAGGAGCAACAAGGUGAGGCUUUUGAGGUUUCUGAGGCCAGUUUGCACCACAAGAGGUGAAGAUUUGGAUGAGAUGAUUCAGUUUCUUGGAAGGUUGAGGCACCCCAAUUUGGUGCCUCUUCUUGGAUUCUACACAGGUCCAAGGGGUGAGAAGCUACUUGUUCAUCCUUUCUAUAGGAAUGGAAAUCUGACUCAAUUCAUUAGAGAUGGAAAUGGAGAGUGUUACAAAUGGUCUAACAUAUGCAAAAUAUCCUACGGUAUAGCCAAAGGAUUAGAGCAUCUUCACACUGGACUAGACAAACCAAUCAUCCAUGGAAACCUCAAAUCGAAAAACAUCCUUUUGGAUCGGUCUUACCAACCGUACAUCUCAGAUUCCAGCCUCCACCUUCUGCUGAAUCCUACUGCCGGCCAAGAAAUGCUCGAAAGCUCGGCUGCUCAAGGAUACAAGCCACCAGAGCUCAUCAAGAUGAAGGAUGCAAGUGAAGAGACUGAUAUAUACAGCCUUGGUGUGAUCUUCCUCGAAUUGCUUUCGGGAAAGGAACCUAUCAACGAGCAUCCGACACCUGAUGAGGAUUUCUAUCUUCCCAAUUUCAUGAGAAAUGCUGUUCUUGCACAUAGAACUGCUGAUCUUUACCAUCCAGCCAUUCUCCUUAGAAACAGCAGAGAUGACAAGAAGAAUUCGGUCAGUGAAGAAAGCAUUCUCAAGUUUUUCCAACUUGCAAUGGCUUGUUGCUCCCCUUCACCUUCAGUUAGGCCUAACAUAAAGCUAGUCCUUAGAAAGCUUGAAGAGAUUAUACACUAGGAAAAGAAAUCUAUAGUGGUAAACCAUUAUUGCCCUUUUGAAGCAGUUUACAACUACUAUAGUUCUCUCCAAAUUCAUAAUAUACAUUGAUGUGGUUGAAUAUACUAACGUUUAUGGAUUCAGGCUCCUCUAAAGUGCAGAUCCGAAUGCACUUCGGAGAGUAAAGUGCAAUGUCUGAACAAUUGAUGGGAAAAAAAUUGACGACACAGAUUGCAUGAUUAGUUACUCUGGCCGUUAAUUUUCUCAUCAAUGGUCUAAAACAUUGCACUUUACCUCCGCACUUUAGAGGAUCCAAAUUCAAGAUUUAUAUAUGAGAAAUGAGAGAGAAAAAAAAAUGUGCUGCUUACAAAAAAUGUGGAAUUGGCUACCAGACAAAGAGUUCAAGAACAGUUGAUGCUGAUGUUGAUGUUAAAGGUUAAAAAGUCAAGUGUGAAGAAAAGUAUAGCUACAAAUUGAACACAUUAAAUUCUUGCUCACAAAUUAAGUUACUGACUUCAUUUUUGGGA
Molecule: messenger RNA, 2053 nt
Organism: Arachis ipaensis
Lineage: Eukaryota; Viridiplantae; Streptophyta; Magnoliopsida; Fabales; Fabaceae
Product: Protein kinase superfamily protein
Biological process (GO): protein phosphorylation
Molecular function (GO): protein kinase activity; ATP binding
Source: RefSeq, a predicted model, not a curated record